ACACAGAGCGAUACACGCAUAAGGAGAUACACAGAGUAACCCACUGCAGCCGCUACGGUUUCAAUGAAUUGUCUGAGGCCGACAUCUGGAACGGAUUCAUCUGCAGAAAGCGGAACGUUUCGCUGCUGUGUGGGAGCGCUCUGUGUUUGAGUGUGUGUGUGUUAAAAAAAAUAUCAGGAAUCCGAGAGCAAAGCGGGACUCUUGCGAUGGCGCAAGGAAAUAACUAUGGGCAGAAUGCCAGCACCAACGGUAUGGCUGAUGAAUCCCCGAACAUGCUGGUGUACAGAAAGAUGGAAGACAUUAUAGCACGUAUGCAAGAUGAGAAAAAUGGAAUUCCAAUCCGUACUGUCAAAAGCUUUUUAUCCAAGAUCCCCAGUGUGUUUUCUGGUGCAGAUAUUGUUCAAUGGCUAAUGAAGAACUUGAGCAUUGAAGACCAAGUCGAAGCACUGCACGUUGGAACAUUGAUGGCAGCUCAUGGCUAUUUCUUUCCAAUCUCAGACCAUGUACUGAUGUUGAAAGACGACGGAACUUUCUACAGGUUUCAGACACCAUAUUUUUGGCCAUCCAACUGUUGGGAGCCAGAAAAUACCGACUAUGCGGUUUAUCUCUGCAAGAGAACAAUGCAAAACAAAGCACGCCUGGAAUUAGCAGACUAUGAAGCUGAGAGCUUGGCCAGGCUACAAAGAGCAUUUGCUCGGAAAUGGGAGUUUAUCUUUAUGCAAGCAGAAGCACAAGCAAAAGUUGACAAGAAAAGGGACAAAAUAGAAAGAAAAAUACUUGACAGCCAAGAAAGAGCAUUCUGGGAUGUGCACAGACCUGUGCCAGGAUGUGUAAAUACUACAGAAGUGGAUAUCAAGAAAUCUUCCCGAAUGAGAAACCCUCACAAAACAAGAAAGUCUGUCUAUGGAUUACAAAAUGAUGUCCGAGGCCACAGUCCUACCCAUGCGCCAGCACCAGAAGCCAAGCAGCCAACAGCAGACGAAUUACAGCAACAGAUAAAGUUCUGGCAAAUGCAGUUGGAUAGGCAUCGGUUAAAAAUGUCAAAAGUUGCAGAAAGUUUAAUAGGAUACACAGAACAGUACAUGGAAUUUGACCCAUUUCUUGUAACCCCUGAACCUUCAAAUCCAUGGAUGUCAGAUGACAUUUCCUUCUGGGAGCUUGAAGCCAGUAAAGAGCCCUACACACAGAGGGUGAAGCGAUGGGGCUUCUGCAUUGAUGAAGUUUUGAAAGAUCCUGUAGGGAGAGAGCAGUUUCUCAAGUUUGUGGAGUCCGAGUUCAGCUCUGAAAACCUGCGGUUUUGGCUAGCGGUUCUGGAUCUGAAGAAAAGGCCUAUCCGCGAAGUGCCAUCUCGUGUUCAAGAAAUUUGGCAAGAGUUUUUGGCCUCCGGGGCCCCCAGUGCCAUUAAUGUAGACUCCAAAAGCUACGAUAAGACCACGCAAAAUGUGAAAGACCCAGGAAGAUAUGCAUUUGAAGAUGCUCAGGAGCACAUUUACAAACUGAUGAAAAGUGAUUCCUACCCUCGAUUCAUACGUUCCAGUGCCUAUCAGGAGCUGCUCCAGGCUAAAAAAAAGGUGAAGUCACUUACUGGGAAGAGGCUGACAAGUCUGGUGCAAUCUAACUGAUAUAUUCACUCACACAUCAGCUCAGAAGCGGGCCAGUUGAAUUGCUCAAAGCUAUAGUUUACUGCUUAUCCCAAUCCCAGAGGACAUUUUACCAUUCUUUGCAUGAAUGAGGACCUGACUAUUUGUGUGUGUGUGUGUGUGUAUCUAUAUGUGUACAUUGC
Callorhinchus milii (elephant shark) is the source of this 1783-nucleotide messenger RNA. Its product is annotated as regulator of G protein signaling 7. The record is from RefSeq and is a predicted model, not a curated record. NCBI's taxonomy places the organism in Eukaryota, Metazoa, Chordata, Chondrichthyes, Chimaeriformes, Callorhinchidae. The transcript has 17 exons. The coding region runs from base 207 to 1622 and encodes 471 amino acids. Gene Ontology annotation, biological process: intracellular signal transduction; regulation of G protein-coupled receptor signaling pathway; G protein-coupled receptor signaling pathway.